UUCCUGCCUCUGAUAGACUGAACAUGUAAAGAAAAUCCAUUUUAAGGGGCCUGUCAGGAGUGCUCAUAGAUCCUGGUUCAGUGCCAGGUGGUCUCUCUCUGUGGGAUACUGUAGGUAGGGUGGAUUUGGGGACGAAAGUGAUAAGUUUAGUUUGGGGCAUGUUGAAAUUAAGGGGCCAGUAACCAGGGCUGAUAUUUAAAACAUUUAACGACCAUUUGAGUACAGAUAGGAAUUAGCAUGGCUGCCUAUUUUUAUGCAUGCUGACUAAAAAUUGGCUCUCCACACAGGACAUUCAGGCAGGAAUUUGGAAUUGAGGAGACAGAAAUCAGAGGCAAAAUCAGACUGGAUAGAAUGGAUUGGGUGGGCAGAUAGAUAAUGCUUACUCAGUCCCAAGGAAUUGAUUAGAUUGGUAGGAAAGGGCUAUUAGAUAAACUCUGGGAACGUGAUGAGGUUAAGUAGUGAGUGAGGAGUAGAUGGAAAAGUUAGAAGAGAAUGGAAACAGAACAGUAUCCUGGAAAUCAAGAAACAAGAUAAUUUUAAGGAUGGAAUGGUCAAGGGGAUAACAAAGUGAACCUGUUCAUUGUAGAAAAGAUCGAAAAUGUCAUGGAAAUAAUGUGUUCACACUUUUCUUUGGUGUUUCCCUAUCUUACAUUCAGUUACGUAGUGAUUUACUCGGAUUCUGAUGACGAAUACUUCCCUGAGAAAGAUGGAAAUGAGAUUCUGGAAGUGUUAUCUGAUAUUGAUGACAUUAUGAUCCACGAGUUUCCAAUAAUUAUCAGUGAUGAUGAUGAUAGUAAUGUGGAGGGCCCUGUGACAACAGAAGAGGAUGCAGCUGAUGAAAUGGCCUCAAUUGAAAAGAAGAUGGACCAGUGUGCUCUCUCUCCAUGCAAUUCAUCUCAUGAAAAUCUCUGCCAACUACCAAAUGCUGCCAAGGUUGAAGUAGACAUUUCAGAUAUAAAUAUGUUAACUGAUGGAGAGCUUGUACCUGUACCAAGGAAAAGGAAAUGUAAAACCAAAAAUAUAUGUGUGACACCUGCUAUUAGAGGACAAAAGCGGGUACAGCCUUCAAAGAAGAAAUGCAGAGCAGCGUGACCCAAGAAGCAUGAGCCUAGGAACACUGACUGCAAUAUAGCUGGAUGUUUCUUGGGUGACACUGAAAAGUUAAAGCAGUAUUCUGGAAGGAAAUUCAAGAGAAAUAAGGAUGAACUGGUUCAGAAAUUAUAUGCCCUGAUGAACAACACUGUCUUUGAGAACAAGCUGCCAGAGAGACUGGAUAUCCACUGGAAUAAUAAGAUGCUGAGAACUGCUGGCUUGUGCAGCUCUGGCCUGUUUCAUUACCGGAAGGAGCACUAUACUAAGAUUGAGAUUUCUCUGAAAGUCUGCGAUUCUGCAGACUGAAUCCGGGAUACUUUGAUCCAUGAGCUAUGCCAUGCAGCCUCCUGGCUGCUUGAUGGCAUCCGUGAUUCUCAUGGUCAAGCAUGGAGAAAUUAUGCCAGAAAAUGUAAUAUAGUGCACCCAGAGCUGCCCUUGGUCACCCGUUGCCAUAACUACAAGAUUAACUACAAGAUUUAUUAUGAGUGUGCUCGAUGCAAAACCAGGAUUGGCCGCUACACCAGAUCGUUGGAUGUUGGGCGCUUUGUCCGUGUUGAAUGCAAGGGACCUCUGGUCCUGCUGCCGUUAACUCGGAAAGAUGGGACCCCCAUAAAGCCCCAUGUGAGACCCUUUGACAAAUAUGUGAAGCUGCAUUACAGAUUAGUCAGGGAGCAGAUGGCAGGCAUCACCCGGGAUGUGAUGAGAACGCUCAGCAAAGAUUACUUUAUCUGUAAAGAAAAGAAAAACCUUUGAGGUUAUGUGAGAGGGUAUCUGUGUGAGCCGAGUCCUCUACUGUGAAGAAGUUUUAGAAAAAUACCUUUAUUUCUAUAAAGUUAUGAAUAAUAUAAUUUAAAUCCUUUUUAUAAAGCUUUUAUUGUUGAUAAUUGUUCUUUAACCAAAGAUUAUAUUACCCAGCACUUUGUGCCCUUGACAGUGCGCAGAAGCCCUUUGGGCCCACCUUGUGUCUUACUUACACUCCAGAGUUGUAACUUGUAGAAUCAAAUGCGAAAUCAAAAUACAUU
Pipistrellus kuhlii (Kuhl's pipistrelle) is the source of this 2114-nucleotide messenger RNA. It is a transcript of the gene GCNA, whose product is annotated as germ cell nuclear acidic peptidase. Gene Ontology annotation, cellular component: nucleus. The record is from RefSeq and is a predicted model, not a curated record. Lineage: Eukaryota; Metazoa; Chordata; Mammalia; Chiroptera; Vespertilionidae.